Anolis sagrei ordinatus is the source of this 6293-nucleotide messenger RNA. It is a transcript of the gene PLCD4, whose product is annotated as phospholipase C delta 4. Gene Ontology annotation, biological process: lipid metabolic process; phosphatidylinositol-mediated signaling; release of sequestered calcium ion into cytosol. Gene Ontology annotation, molecular function: phosphatidylinositol-4,5-bisphosphate phospholipase C activity; calcium ion binding. NCBI's taxonomy places the organism in Eukaryota, Metazoa, Chordata, Lepidosauria, Squamata, Anolidae. The record is from RefSeq and is a predicted model, not a curated record.
AGGCUCCUCCUGGAUCGCCGGUAGUCAGUGUGGGUUGGAGGAGAUGCUCAGCAUUUUCUUUGGCAUCGGGAUAGUUAGCUCAAGAGCAGGACUGACUACUUACUUUAUGGUUAGCCAUAAGGGAUAGGCUGAUUUGUCUGAUCAGCUUUUUGUCUCGUCCAACUCUCCACUGCAAGGCUGAUGACCUUUGCCAGGUGGCUGUCUGAAAAGUGAGCUUUUGGCUGUGUGCCUUUAAAUAAGGAGGCAAAGCAUUAGGCAGGGCUGAGCUGCUGUGAGCUUAUUUUAUUUCUCCUUAGUGCGAGCCCAGAGGCUGCGUCAAUAGCAGCUUGGAAUGCCAAAAGCAUGAAGUGAUAGGGCAAAGUCAGGGUGUCCAAGACAAGAGCUGCCAUGCUGCCUCAAGACAAGGGGGUAGCUUAAGACAGUACAUACACCCUGGAAACUGGGACCCUUCAUCUACUGGUAAUAGUUGUGCCAACCCAAGAAAAGAACAACCAUGGCUUCUGCACUUACUUCCCGCAUUCAACUGGAUGAGAACCUUGAAAAGAUGCAACAAGGAACAAUGAUGCGCAAGGUCAAAUCCAAGAACUGGAAAAAACCACGAUUCUUCCUGUUGAAGGAUGACUGCAUGACUGUCUGGUACAAAUCUAAGAUGUCUGGCAAUGCCAAAUCUGCAUUCUCUGUGAGUGAUGUGGAGACGGUGCGUGAGGGGCACCAAUCAGAAGUAUUGCAAAGUUUAGCUGAAGAGUUCCCAGCCGAGUGCUGUUUCACUGUUGUCUUCCAUGGGCGCCGAAAAAACCUGGACCUAAUUGCUGGCUCAGCAGAGGAAGCUCAGUGUUGGAUCCAAGGUCUGCGACGUCUUGUGGAGAUUGUUACUAACAUGGACCAGAGAGAAAAGAUAGAUCAAUGGAUCUGUGAUUGGUUCCAGAAAGCUGAUAAGGACAAGGAUGGGCGCAUGAACUUCAAGGAAGUGCAGCACUUACUGAGGAUGAUGAAUGUGGAUAUGAAUGAGGGUCAUGCCUACCGGUUAUUCAAGAUGGCCGACAAAUCUCAAACAGGAACACUAGAGGGAGAGGAAUUUGUGCUGUUCUACAAAGCAUUAACACAACGGGACGAAGUACUUGAGAUCUUCCAGGAGUACUCUGAAGAUGGCAAGAAGCUGACACUAUUGGAGUUCGUGGACUUUCUGCAACAAGAGCAGAUGGAAACUAGUGGCACUGAUGAGCUUGCCAUGGAGCUGAUUGACAGAUAUGAGCCAUCUGAAACAGCCAAAGCUCGCCAUAUUCUGAGCACCGAUGGAUUCCUCAUGUACCUGUGCUCACCUGAUGGCUCCAUCUUCAAUCCUGAGCACAGGAAAGUCCACCAGGACUUGUCUCAGCCCCUCUGCCAUUAUUUUAUCUCCUCCUCUCAUAACACAUAUUUGAUGGAGGACCAGCUGCGAGGACAGAGCAGCGUUGAAGGAUAUAUCAGGGCUCUAAAACGGGGCUGCCGCUGCCUAGAAGUGGACUGUUGGGACGGCUCUAAUGGCGAGCCCAUCGUUUAUCAUGGCCAUACCUUCACUUCUAAGAUCCCCUUUCGAGACGUUGUGGCAACCCUUGAGAAAUAUGCAUUCAAGGCAUCUGAAUAUCCUAUCAUCCUGUCUAUUGAAAACCACUGCAGCAUAGAGCAGCAGGAUAUCAUGGCGCAAAACCUGAAAGGAAUUCUGGGAGAGCAGCUCCUCCUCAGCACCAUUGAUGGGCGAGUCCCUGUGCAGCUGCCUUCACCUGAAAAGCUGAAGGGGAAGAUCAUCCUGAAGGGCAAGAAGAUGGGAUUUCUGGAGGAUUCUCUGAAUGGGCAACCAGAGGAGAUGCCAAAGCGGGAAGAGGGUGAGGAAGAGGAGGAGGAGGAGGAGGAAGCAGAGCCAGAACCAGAGCCAGAACCAGAGCCAGAGGAAGAAACCCCGCGCUCCGAAGCCAAGAGGAAAGAGAAGAAAGCCAAACAAUCUCUCUCCAAGGAGCUUUCUGACUGCAUUAUCUACUGCAAGAGUGUGCCCUUCUUCAGUUUCCAGCACUCUCGCAGCCACUACAAGCCUUACGAAAUGUCCUCCUUUACUGAAUCCAAGACGCGCAAACUCAUCCGUGAUGCUGGGAAUGACUUUGUCCGCCAUAAUGCCUGGCAGUUGACACGCAUCUUUCCUAGUGGCCUCCGAACUGACUCUUCCAAUUACAAUCCUCUGAUGAUGUGGAACGUGGGCUGCCAGAUGGUGGCCUUGAAUUUUCAAACUGCUGGUACAGAGAUGGACUUGUACGAUGGGCUCUUCAGCCAAAAUGGCCGUUGUGGCUAUGUGUUGAAGCCGAGCUUCAUGAGGGACCCAGAAACAGCCUUCAGUCCUGAGAAUCCCCAAAACAGCGGUGGCAGAAGUCCACUGAACUUAUUCAUUAAGGUUAUUAGUGGGCAGCAGCUCCCCAAGAUGCCCAACAGCAAAGAGGGUGCCAUUGUGGAUCCACUAGUGAGAGUGGAGAUUCAUGGGGUUCCAGGUGACAACGCCAAGCAAGAGACCAAAUAUAUUGACAACAAUGGGUUUAAUCCAAAAUGGAAUGAGAGCUUUCGGUUCCAAGUAUGGGUACCAGAACUGGCACUUCUGCGAUUUGUGGUGGAGGAUUAUGACAAAGCGACAUGGAAUGAUUUUGUUGGGCAGUACACGCUGCCUCUUACUAGUGUCAAACCAGGAUACCGCCACAUCCACCUUCUCUCAAAGGACGGUACAGGGAUCCCACCAGCUUCUCUCUUUGUCCACAUCCGAAUCGUGGAGUUGUCAUCUGAGAGCGACUGAAUCCCACUGCCAUAUCUCAGAAUACAACUGCCUCUUUCUCCACCCUGUUUGAGUUUGGAAAAUAUGUGUGUGAAUGGGAAGAAACCCCAUGGGAGGAUGCCAUAUCACACCACCUUUAUCUGUACAGAACUGGACUGGAUAGAAAUGCUAUUUUGCACUACCAUAAUACUUAUUUUUUAAAGUAUUUUUGCUGCUAUGUUAUUAUUAUUAUUAUUAUUAUUAUUAUUAUUAUUAUUAUUAUUAUUUGCAAGGAGCCCAGCCCUUUCAAGUGUGUCCAUUCAUAUGGUUCUAUUUAUUACAAAAUCUACCUCUGUUGUGAGUAGGAGGCAAACUAGCCUAUUCUACCUGGGAACAAAACAUACCCAAGCUAGAGGGAAUUUCCUCCACAGUGUUGUGCAUCAGUCAUGCAUUUCAAAAUGGUAUUUUUCUCCACUUGUCUUCUAAACCAUCUAGAAGACAUUUUAGGUCUCAUUUGGGCAAGAAUGUAGACCAAGCUAGCUUCUAUCACUAAAGCAGAAUCAGACACUGAAUAGUUAAGCUAUACCUCCAUUUCUCAAUACAUGAUAGAAAAGGUACCAGAUCCAAACCAUGGGUCUUGUAGCAACAUUUUCUCCUCAGAUCGAUGCUCCCCUUCCCCCUUUUGCCUUCCCAAGCAGAAGACUCGGGAAAGAGUCAAAUGUUGAGAGUCAAAUUCUUGUGUGUAAUUUCUUUGGAAAUGACACACAAGAAGAUGAAAUAUUGUUAUGUUUUAAACCAUUCAAACGAAUAGUUAUUUUAUUUGGUUCAUCUCCUGGUUGUAGAUUUAUUCAAUUACUAUUCCUUAGUUUGCAGCUAAGAGUAGGUUCAUAUAUGCACGUUGAGCAUGAAGCCAUAUAUAUGGCAUAUAAACAUUGUACAUCAAAUGGCAUCUACUAGCCAUUAACAAGACUUCCCGCAAGGGAGGCACUUUACAUCUUGAAGUGAAGGUCAUCAAGUGAUAUAUCAUGUAAGCCUAUGUAAAUCAUCCCUCAGGGAAGAGCCCAGGUCCACUGAUUUCUUGAGAAGUCAGCAGGUAGGAAGGGGCUUGGCUUUCCAUCAUCCAUUUGUUCACCAAGAAUAUUUGGCAGCUAACUGCAGUCUAACUCUCUUUUCAUACUUCUCUCUUCCCAGUUGGAAUUUACAUAAGAUAGACUGUUCAGGCCUAACCUAUUUUGACGAUGCGCCCCGCCUCAAGCUGCAAGGAGUGGGUCAGAAUUAUUAUUAUUAUUAUUAUUAUUAUUAUUAUUAUUAUUAGUCUGUAUUGGUUAGGCCUGAAACUAUAUAUGUACAUAAAUUCCAACUGAGAAGAGACAAGAUGUAAACAGGAAAGUGUCUUUUUGAAUAUGCAACGUGUACAGAAUUCAUCUAAGUGUCUUCUAAAUCAAAAAAACAAAAAACCUCCCCCUAUAUAAGCAUCUUGAUGUCCUAUAAAACCUCAGCAGAAUCAUUCCUGUUUUUGAGGCAUUUACAGUAGCUGCCUGUUAGCAUGUGUAAUUGAGUACAGCUAUACAAGUUGGCAGGCUGGACUCCACCAGAUACUCUGGGGCUUACCACUUAAUAGGUGAAUGUUCAUGCUUUUAGGCCCUUGCUGUUUCAUUUGUUUAAAAUAGAAAUAAAACAUGGCAAACUUAAAUCUUGGAGACAGAAGCCCAUGGUUAUAUAUUAGAUAUUAAAGGUAGCAGGGGUCUGGUGGCUUGAAAAUCUAAAAGCAAGAGAUAAUGGAAAUAAAACAGCUGAGAUGAGGGAAUUUGGGAAAGGUUGAAAAACUUAUUUUGAUGGACUAUAGUUCCCAGAAUCCCACACUGUCAACAUUAGCUGAUGGAAUCUGAGUCUUGUAGUAAAAAUAGGUAGUUUUUCCAAGUUCCAGAACUCAGUAGCUACAGAAGCUGUUUCUGGGUCAGUGGCUCUCAACCUGUGGGUCCCCAGGUGUUUGGGGCUACAACUCCCAGGAAUCCCAACCAGUUUACCAGCUGUUAGGACUUCUGGGAGUUGAAGGCCAAAACAUUUGGGGACCCACUGGUUGAGAACCACUACUCUAGAUGGAUAAAUAGCAUUGGUCGAUUUCCUGAAGUCUAAGUGGAAAGAGCACUGUGACCUCAAAAGAAGUAGCAGUUACCUCAAAAGUCCCUUCCUCAGUUCCAGCAUGGGUAUGUACUGCCAGUACAAUCUCCUGGUCAUGUUUUAUAACUCCAUGACCCUCCUGCUCUUUCAACCCCUCUGCAUAACUCAGGUUAACUUUCAACAGUGCAAUAUGUACUACAGCAUUGCAUGGAAUGCAAUUUCCCCCUUAAUACUGUCACCUUGUAUGAGGCCAGGCCUCUACAUAUUCCUGGUUGAUUAAAAUAAAAAUCAGUAAAAAGUAUGUUCAAAUCUUCAAUUGCGGGGAGUGUGUGUUAAUCAGUUCAGGCAUGUUGUCCUCCCAGCCCUUGGUAAGGCUCUCAGCAACCACUGCCUCCCAGACCCACUACAGCAACAUUCUGGUGGGCUAAAGGAUGGUCGAAAACAGAUGGCAAUUGCAGAAGGCUUUGUCAACCUUUAGACUCAGAAUACUGGUUGAAUGUUGAAAUGCCUUUGGAAAUCUGUGCAUUUUAUGUGACUAGUCUCACUUGAGAAGAAUGCAAUGCCUUGCAGCAAUCUAAAUCAAGUUUAUGCUAUUCAUGGAAUAAGAUUUCCCUCUGUCCUUGUGAGGACAAUCCUACGAGGGUUAUCUGGAAAGUAAGGUUAUAAGGCAUGUAGUUCUCAUUGGGGAUUUUCGCGAGGGAAGCUGGUAUUACUGCAGUGUAGCGGCAAGUCAGCAGAAGCGAAUGAGCAGUGCCAGUCGUCACUAGCUCAUCGACUGGCAUUGUAGUGAAGAUUAGAGAUUCGCAUUCUCAUUCCGUUUCCCGCCAAGUGUGAAGCUUGCACUGUAAUACGCAAUCUAAAUGCUAAGGGCAUGAACGUCGCUGUGCUUCAGAGAAAAAUCGUGGUGCCAGUGUUUUGGGAAAAAAGAAGGUUCUGCUCAUUGGUUUUUUGGAAAGAGGUGAAACGAUCAAUGCUGCAAGAUAUAGUGAGACCAUGAAGAAAUUUCGCGGAGCCAUCCAAAACAAACGUGGGAGGCUGAUGGCGGGAGUCUGUCUUCUUCAUGACAAUGCACUGCUCAUGCAAUGCAAGAGUUGUUGACUUCAUUUGGUUGGGAUGUUUUAAGCCACCCCUCUAACAGUCCUGAUCUUGCACCCAGUGACUACCAACUGUUCACUAAAUUGAAGGAACACCUGGGUGGAAAACGCUUUUCCGAUGACGACGAGGUGAAAAUCAGAGACAAACUGGCUGAAAACGGCAUCAGGAGACUUCUAUGACACAGGCAUCAAAAAACAUGUCGCAUGGAUGACAAAACGUAUUGUACUGAAUGGUGCUUAUGUGUAAAAAUAAUGUAAUACUUAUGCUACAAUCCAUGUAAGUUUUAUUAAAAUAUAUUCAUCCUUUAUAU